CUUAACCGCGAAGCUCUCGCACCCGCCACUCUCUUUACUUUCGUUUUCCAGCCGCACAAGACCCGUUCACCCAACCUCUCCCCACUCUCCGGCAAAUGUUCUUGGUCUUACUCCCCGAUAGCGCGUAAUCCAUCACCCAUGAACCACAGUAAAUCGACGUUUUGCUUCCUUUAGACACUUUCGGAACAACAAGCAUUUGAGCGGCUUGUUCCUCUCCCUCCCUCGACUGUGCGGUUUUCACCUCAAAGUGGCGGCGCGACUUCUCCCUUCCCGGCGACGUAUCAGAGACGCGUUUUCUGACAUCUUUGAAGAUCUUCUGCGGCACACAGGCGUUUUAGGAUCAAGCUUAUUCCGACUCCAAAUAGCAAGCAUUUGACGCUGUUUGGCAGCUUUCAGUAGCUUCCUGUUGACAGGCCUGUUUGUUUAGGUUUAACAAACUAAUAAAUUGGUCCAACAAGUCCUCUGGACUUCAUCGCAUAAGAUGGGGUCAGCAUCAAAAAAGGAAAGAAAAUUACAAGCCAUUGAUAGUGGGUCUGAAGAUUUUGAAGACAUAGAUGAUUUUGAACUUCCUGUUGAGGAAGAGGAAUACUCAAGUGACGAAGAUGACAAUUCAGAGAAUGAGGAAGAAGAAGUCGAAGACGAAGAGGAUGAGGAUGAGGAUGAAGAGCAAUUAGAAGAGGAAGAUGGAGGGGAGGAGGACCGUAAAGAUGCCGAGAUGGAGGAACUUGAAAAAGAAUAUAUGGAUCUUCGUCACCAGGAGCAAGACAUUUUGAAGAAUUUGAAGCAACAUAAGGAUGAGGAUUUUCUUAAAGGUCAAGCAGUGAAGAAUCAAAGGGCUUUGUGGGACAAAAGUCUUGAGCUUAGAUUUUUGCUUCAAAAGGCGUUCUCCAACUCAAAUAGAUUGCCAAAGGAACCAAUUAAGUCCUCAUUUUGUGAAUUAGACAACGGUGUUGAGGUGGCAUAUUCAGAUUUGGUUACAUCAUCAAAGAAUACUUUGAAUUCUUUAUUGGAACUGCAAGAGGCUUUACUUGAAAAUAAUAAGCAUAUCGUUCAAGCCACCGAUGGAACUACAAAGCUUUUGGAGUCUUUCAGAACCUCAAAUGCUCAUAAUGAAGGUGAUGAAGAUUGGUCCCGAGUUGCUCAGAUGCAUCAGAGGAUAGGUGCUUUCAGAGACAAGUCAAUUGACAAAUGGCAUAGGAAAACACAGGUUACAACAGGUGCUGCAGCUAUUAAAAGCAAAUUGCAGGCCUUUAAUCAGAAUAUUAGCGAACAAGUAGCUGCAUAUAUGAGAGAUCCAAGUAGGAUGCUUAAUCAAAUGCAGCUUGGGAGAUCAGCCAUACACGUAUUUGGAACGGUUCUUGACGAAAGCGAGAGUAAAGAGCAGGAAACACAAGUUGAAGGAGGUGACCCUGAACUUUUUGACGACUCUGAAUUCUAUCAGCAAUUAUUGAAGGAGUUCUUUGAGACGAUUGAUCCAAAUUCAUCUGAGACGGCGUUCUAUGCAUUGAAGAAGUUGCAAACAAAGAAGAGAAAGAUAGUCGAUCGGCGAGCCUCAAAGAGUCGGAAGAUAAGAUACACUGUCCACGAAAAGAUUGUGAACUUCAUGACUCCUAUGCCUGUGGAUCUUCACCAAGCCACUCCCAAACUAGUCAACAACAUUUUUGGCUUGAAAUCCCACACGUCAACUACAACCACCGCCGUUUAGUGCAUCUAUUCCGCCACCCCUCCACUCUUUUGGACUUUCGUCAUUUACUUAUUUAUCAAUCGAGCUCAUUCGGUCUUUACACCACAAUUACAAGUUUCUUGAGACAUGUUUUAAUACUUUCAUCUUGAUGAUGUGUUUCUUGAAUUGAACAAUUUUGUUUACAUUUUGGAAUAUCAAUUAUAUACCUCUUUAGCCUAUUUGCCUACUUGUUUA
Molecule: messenger RNA, 1918 nt
Organism: Cucumis sativus (cucumber)
Lineage: Eukaryota; Viridiplantae; Streptophyta; Magnoliopsida; Cucurbitales; Cucurbitaceae
Exons: 15
Coding region: 482-1705 (407 amino acids)
Cellular component (GO): nucleus; nucleolus
Source: RefSeq, a predicted model, not a curated record